UACCCUUGCCAUAUGGGGGGAUUGGGACAGACUAUGAAUGGUGGAUGAAUUAAACGAACUUUUGGCGUCAGUUGCCGUAGGUCAAGAGUUGGAAAUCGGCUUUCGACAGCUAGACUACCAUUCGUUGACAUAAAAGGCUCCAUUGUUGCAGGGUAGGAGUGAAUUUUCCCAAGCACCCCUACCAACACAACUCGAGCGGCUCAAGAUGAAACAAUCAUUGUCUCUCCUAGUGUUCCUGCUUUCCUUGGUAUUGACCACCACUGCUCCCAUCAAGAGCGGACGUGUCAAAUAUAACUUCAACUCGGACUGGAGAGUCCACGUCGGUGACCCCAACAAGGCAGAGACCACUGAUUUCGAUGACGACGAUUGGAAGAAAGUGACCACCCCAUACGCGUGGAAUGAAGACGAUUCGUUUCACGUUGGAAUCGCCAACCUAUCCACUGGAAUUGCUUGGUAUCGCAAACACUUCAAGCUCCCAGCGUCCGCGAAAGACAAGAAAGUAUUCCUUGAGUUCGAGGGCAUUCGCCAUGGAGGAGAGUUCUAUCUUAACGGCAAAUGGAUCGGACGGAGCGAAAAUGGCGUGAUGGCAUUCGGCUUCGACAUCACGGACGAGAUCAAGACCGGCGGCGAGAAUGUCCUAGCUGUCCGUAUCGAUAACGAUUGGGAAUACCGCGAAGUCGAGACAGGAAGUCCAUAUCAGUGGAGCGACAAGAACUUCUACGCCAACUAUGGAGGCAUCAACAAGAAUGUGUACCUUCAUGUCACCGAUCGGUUGUAUCAGACCUUGCCACUCUAUUCCAAUCUUAAGACCACGGGAGUGUAUGUGUACGCGACAAACAUUGACGUGAGCGGCAAGACUGCGACGAUCACGGCCGAGACUCAAGUGAGGAACGAGUACAGAUCAUCGAAGAGGUUCUCCUAUAAUGUGCAGAUUGAUGAUGUGGAAGGAAAGACCGUCAAGAAAAUUCGCGGGGAGGAAUUCACGCUGAGACCGAAUGAAACGAAAACCCUCCAUGUCUCCGGGGACAUGUCGGAUUUGAACUGGUGGAGCUGGGGCUACGGGUAUAUGUAUGACGUGCACACCAGUCUAACAGAGAGCGGACGUGCAGUCGACACUGUAACCACGCGAACAGGAUUCAGGAAGACGACGUUCAAAGACGGACAUUUCAGCCUUAAUGACCGAGCACUGCACCUGAAGGGAUAUGCGCAGAGAACUACAAAUGAAUGGCCUGCUCUGGGGUCAUCGGUGCCACCCUGGCUGUCCGACUUCUCCAACAACCUCGUGCUUGAGAGCAACGGGAACUUGAUCCGAUGGAUGCAUGUCACACCGUGGAAGCAAGACGUUGAGUCCUUGGACCGACUUGGCAUUUUGCAGGCCAUGCCCGCGGGGGAUUCCGAAAAAGACGUCACAGGCCGACGAUGGGAGCAAAGACAUGAAGUAAUGCGUGAUGCCAUCAUCUACAACCGCAACAACCCUAGUGUUGUGUUCUACGAGUCAGGAAACAACGGAAUCACAGAAGAUCAUAUGAAACAAAUGAAAGACCUCCGUGACCAGUUCGACCCGUACGGAGGGCGCGCCGCUGGUUGCCGCGAAAUGCUGAAUAGCACGGUAGCAGAGUAUGGUGGACAGAUGUUGUACGUCACGAAAAGCGCUCGCCAGCCUCUCUGGGAAAUGGAGUAUAGCCGCGACGAAGGCUUGCGGAAAUACUGGGACAACUACUCCCCACCGUACCAUGUCGAUGGCGACGGACCGGAGUACAAGGGUGAAGACGCUAGCGUGUACAAUCGGAAUCAGGAUUCGCAUGCCGUCGAAAAUGUCAAAAGGUGGUAUGAGUACUACGCCCAACGACCAGGGACCGGGACCAGAGUCAACGCUGGCGGAGUGAACAUUGUAUUCUCCGACUCCAACACACAUUACCGGGGCGCGGAGAAUUAUCGUCGGUCUGGAGAAGUGGAUGCAAUGAGGCUACCGAAAGACGGUUGGUAUGCGCACCGGGUGAUGUGGGACAACUGGGUUGAUGUCGAGAAGUUGUCUGGCCAUAUCUUUGGUCACUGGAAUUACAACGACAGCACAACCAAAAAUGUUUACGUAGCAUCCACAGCUGAACGUGUGGAGCUGUUCUUGAAUGGAAAGUCAUUGGGCUGGGGGCAGCAGAGUGACCGUUUCCUUUUCACUUUCACAAAUGUCACCUGGAAACCUGGUGAAUUGAAGGCCGUCGGACAUACCGGCAGCGAGAAGGCCAUUAUCGAUGAGAAGGCGACAACAGGAAAAGCGACUGCGAUCCGCCUCACAAAGCACAUCGCGCCAGGUGGAUUUAUCGCAAACGGAGCCGACAUUGCUUUGGUGGAUGUGGAAGUGGUAGAUGCAAGAAGCCGCCGAGUUCCGACUGCCUUAAACGAGAUGGAUUUCACGUUGGAAGGCGAGGCCUCGUGGCGCGGUGGGCUGGCACAAGGGCCGGACAAUUACAUCCUUGCGACUUCAUUACCGGUGGAAAAUGGCAUCAAUCGUGUUAUGCUGAGGUCGACAACAUCUGCUGGGAAGAUCAAAUUGAGUGCAAAGUCAAACGGACUGAAAUCAGCAUCUGUUACACUGUCUUCGGAACCACAGAAGACCACAGAUGGAUUGAGUACACAAAUGCCCGGAAAUGAUCUAUUAUCGAAUCUUUCACGAGGACCAACCCCUCCAGGUAGAUCAUAUAGAUCGUCGCGCAAAGCCGUCGAAAUAUCCAGUGCCACGGCAGGUUCUGACAAGGAUAACACCGAAUCCUCGUACGAUGAUGAUGAAAGAACUCAAUGGUCAUCGGACGCACACAAAAAGUCUGCCUGGAUUCAAUAUUCAUGGGAAGCGUCUGUUAAUGUUUCCCAGGUGGUAUUGAAGCUCAAUGACUUUCGGAAUAAGGAGUACCCCGUCGAAGUCAGUGUGGGCGACAAGAUUGCAUGGAAGGGCAAAACGCCAAAAUCCCUGGGGUAUGUGACACUGGAUCUUAAUGCGACCGUUGGAAAAAGUGCCACAAUUGCGCUCGACGCAAACAGUAAGCUGGGAGUCCUCGAGGCGGAAGUUUAUGCACCAGCGAGAUGAUAGUUAUCUGCCCCUUCAAAGUAGCAUAUCGUCAGGCAUGCCCGGAGCACACACAAAAAGCAAUUCCAAAGUCUGACAGCCUGGAAAAGAUGUAGGAAGAAACAGAUGUAUCCUAUAAUCGCCAAAACAGUAAGACAUCUAGCA
Molecule: messenger RNA, 3223 nt
Organism: Aspergillus steynii IBT 23096
Lineage: Eukaryota; Fungi; Ascomycota; Eurotiomycetes; Eurotiales; Aspergillaceae
Product: putative cell-associated beta-galactosidase
Exons: 2
Coding region: 206-3079 (957 amino acids)
Biological process (GO): carbohydrate metabolic process
Molecular function (GO): hydrolase activity, hydrolyzing O-glycosyl compounds
Source: RefSeq, a predicted model, not a curated record